Molecule: messenger RNA, 408 nt
Organism: Effrenium voratum
Lineage: Eukaryota; Dinophyceae; Suessiales; Symbiodiniaceae
Source: the annotation of a GenBank genome assembly
AUGGCCGCUCUGCCUCCCCUUCCGCGGGUGCCCUCCGCGCCACCUCGGCGCCAGAAGGUCGAGGCUCAGCCGCCGCGAUCCAGGAGCUAUGAUGUCAAGCCCACGGCCAGUGGCACCAAUCGUGCACCAGCGCCAGGUGCCCGCCCCAGCCGUACGCCGCGGGAAGCAACGCCGAAGUUGCAUCCGCACCCGGCCUUCCGAGCCUCCCAGGGCGAGGAAAGGGCCCGGGCCUUGGCUCCAGCACCCGAGGCUGGACCGAUUCUGCAGUUGGAGAUCCUCGGCGUCACUGCGCAGGAUGCCAUGAGCCUGUACAACAUACAGCUCUCUGGCUGCCACCAGCCAGGCUUAGCAUGGGGCGAGCCGGAAAAGACAAGCUCCCGAUCAAGCCGUGGCGACGCCAUGUUUUAG